This is a messenger RNA of Cynara cardunculus var. scolymus (artichoke), 1546 nucleotides long. RefSeq names its product glutamate 5-kinase. The record is from RefSeq and is a predicted model, not a curated record. Lineage: Eukaryota; Viridiplantae; Streptophyta; Magnoliopsida; Asterales; Asteraceae. Gene Ontology annotation, molecular function: kinase activity. Gene Ontology annotation, cellular component: cytosol. Bases 120 to 1112 code for a protein of 330 amino acids. The transcript has 12 exons.
GAUCCACCAAGUACCAAUAUUCUAUUCUUUUUCCUUUCCUGACCGAAUACCCAUGUUCUAUUCUUCAUAACAAACAAGCAGCAAACAGCAAUUGACGAAACACACCAUAGAGAAGGUUAAUGGAGGCCAAGCAAACGCAUCUCAAAUUGAAAACCCCACUUCGUUGUAUCGUCAAACUCGGAGGUGCCGCAAUCACAUCCAAGAAUGAGUUUGAAAAGAUUAAUGAAGAAGAUCUUGUUAAGGUUUCUUUAGAAUUGCAGCAAGCAAUGAUGUCUUCAUCUGGGUCGGUACUUGAAAUGGAUUGGAGCAAGCGCCCUGGUAUUUCAGAGACUCUGAAUAAAGUUGAUGAUUUUAAGGAACAACAGGUUUUAGACUUCAACAGUUUUGUUGUUAUUCAUGGAGCUGGUUCUUUUGGUCACUUUCAAGCUAGCAAAUCUGGUGUUCAUAGAGGGGGAUUGAAUCAACCUCUUGUGAAGGCUGGUUUUGUUGCUACUCGUAUCUCCGUGACUUCCCUCAAUCUUGAAAUCGUUAGAGCACUUGCAAGAGCGGGCAUUCCUUCAGUUGCAAUGAAUCCAUUUUCAUGUGGAUGGUCGACCCGUGAAAGAAAUAUAGAAUCUGCUGAUGUAUCGACAGUGGUUGAUGCCCUUGACUCCGGUUUUGUUCCAGUUUUGCACGGGGAUGCAGUACUCGAUGAGUCACUGGGGUGCACCAUAUUAAGUGGAGAUGUAAUUAUAAGUCAUUUGGCUGCUCAACUAAAGCCUGAAUUCGUUGUUUUCCUCACGGACGUUUUUGGGGUAUAUGAUCGCCCUCCUUCAGAACAUAAUGCCGUACUCCUGAGGGAGAUUGCUGUACGUGAAGAUGGCACCUGGUCUGUUGUGAAACCAACAUUAGCAGACACGGAUAAGCAAGCAGUUGAGAUUAGUGUAGCAUCCCAUGAUACAACGGGAGGGAUGGCGACCAAAAUAUCAGAAGCUGCAAUGAUCGCAAAACUUGGUAUCGACGUCUAUAUUGUAAAGGCAGCAACAGAAUACUCGUUGACAGCCCUAAGUGGCAAAUUGAGAGAUAAAAUCCCCGAAGGUUGGCUUGGAACAGUUAUACGUUAUGUUUCAUAGAACAGGAGAUCCUCGCCAUUAUGCAUCGUGCAACUUUAAUUGCUCUUUUGUCAAGAGUCGAGGGGAUAUUUCAUGCCGAACCUUUCGCGGUUGUAUCACGUCGUUACUUCUGAAUCAAAAAAUGAACCCAAGAUCUUAGCAGAUGGUUGAGAAAUUUUUCAGACGAUCUUUCGUUAACCAGUUUCAUAGUCUUGAAUUUACCUAUGAUUGUAACUUGCUGAAACUCUCCUUUUUUGUUAGGACUCGUGUAAACUUGGAUCUACGGGGCUAAUGUCGAGUCUUGGAUUUCUAGGUUGCACGGAGACAACUGCCCAAAAAUUGUAUGGUUUAUUUGACCUUUGUAUCUUGCAUUGAUUUCAUUGUUCAGGAACAUCACGUGGUUUUAUGAAACCAUGUGCUACAGCUCGGAUAUGUAAAAUUUCAUAUUAUUCACU